Molecule: messenger RNA, 1071 nt
Organism: Spodoptera littoralis (African cotton leafworm)
Lineage: Eukaryota; Metazoa; Arthropoda; Insecta; Lepidoptera; Noctuidae
Source: the annotation of a GenBank genome assembly
AUGGCUCCCGACAUUGAACACUGCGAAACGCAGCGCCUGAAUGAGGAGCAAGCUGUACCUGUGCACCAUGGCAGGAGGAUCCUACCGAACGGCCAGCUGCCGGCCAGUGCCUGGGUCGAGACUGAGGACGAGCGGCCCGGAGACAACACCAGCAGCCCCGGCGAGAACAAGCGCCUGCUCCCCUCCGGCCCGCCGGCCAAGCACAAGUCCAGGCUGCAGGCCGGCCUCACGCUGGGAGUGCAUCCUCCCGUCAAGUACAAGUACCCUCCAACCACCAAAUCCCAGAAAACUUUUCUGAAGACCAAGUCUGAUAAGAAGUCUGAAAGGAAGGCAAAUCUCAUAGCUUUAUUGAAGCCGCCGUACUUCAUAGUCUCCAUGAUAAUUGUAAAUGUAUUGAUUCACGAAUCGAUCAAGGAUGCUGACGUGCGCGCCUUGCUGCAGUGGAACCCGGACUCGUGGUGGCGCGAGCCCUGGCGACUAGUCACCUACGGCUGCGUGCACGCCAGCCACCUGCACCUUGCACUCAACUCGCUCGUCGCGCUGGCUGUGGGCUGGCCGCUAGAGCGCGAGCAGGGCUGGUGGCGCGUGGUGGUACUGUGGGUGGGCGGGCUGGUGGCCGGCGCGCUGGGCGCUGGUCUGCUGCAGGACAGGGUACGCGUCGUCGGCGCCUCCGCUGCUGUGUAUGCGCUGCUUACUGCGCAUAUUUCUAAUGUGUGCCUUAGACACGGACACAUAUCGUUGUGGUGGUUCCGUCCACUGAGCGUGCUGGUGCUGGGUGCGUCGGAGGUGUGCUGGGCGCUGGUGCGCACGCCGGCGCCGGCGCGAGCGCCCCCACACGGCGAGCACAUGCACAGUCCCUACGAGUACGUCGCCUGGGCCGCACAUAUCCUCGGUGCAGUCGUCGGGGUGCCGCUCGCUUUCGUUGUGUUCACUGGUGAGAACAGUAGGAAAGCAUACGUGAUAGCGUGUCGUGUGAUAUCUGCCAUGGUACUGGUGGCGGGGGUGGUGGUGGCCACCGUCUGCUACGCGCAGGUCGCGGCCGCCGAGUACAAUGAAGAGGACAUGACCUGA